GGUGGCAGCAAAAAAACAACUACUGCAAUUAUUAUUUAUUUAAUAGCAGGGGCAAUUAGAAUUAAGAUCUAUUAAUUUGAUUAUUGAUGUAAACCUCCAGAAUGUAUUUUUUUUGCAUAGGUAAGUUUUUACCUCUUGUCUUCAGUGCAUUGUGUUUUUUUACUUUAUUGCUACGGCUAGUGGCUGAUGUCGGUCAAAGAUUCUUUUGAUCCUGCGUGCAAUGUGCGCGCAAUAUAAUGUGUGUACUGUAUAUACGCACACGCACGCACGUGUCUGGGGCAGGGGGCGGGAAGAGCGCGAACACAUUUAUAUUGGUACCUCGGUGCUCUGUAUUUUUAAGCACUCUUCGUUAGCGCUGCUUCCGGGGCGUUUAUUAUUUAGCAGGAGUUUGUAUUUGCUGCCGGUUUGUGGUCGGAGAUGCUUGGGCUGCGCCUUCUGUUUUGCGAUGGCCAUUAGAGCCGCGGACAAAUGAAAUCGGGUCGCCAUCGCCUGUAGGUAAUUUUUUUGAAAGGAUGCUAGUGGCAUUGUUCUCAGGAGAAGAGUAAAGUGCAGGAGAGCUUCAGCUCUGUGUGCCAACUUCGCGCAGCUCUUUUCUCAGCCGCAACCUUUAUUUCAUUUUAAAAGUGGGAAGACAAAGGAGGAUUUGAUGUUUUGUGUGGCACCCAAUGGUACAGGAUCCAUCAUGAAUAUAACGAAGGGUGGGCUGGUGCUAUUUUCAGCCAAUUCCAACCCAACGUGCAUGGAACUAUCAAAGAAAAUUGCAGAGCGCCUGGGAGUGGAGAUGGGCAAAGUCCAGGUUUAUCAGGAGCCGAACAGAGAAACGCGGGUACAGAUUCAGGAGUCUGUGAGAGGAAAAGAUGUCUUCAUCAUCCAGACUGUCUCAAAGGAUGUGAAUACGACCAUCAUGGAGCUCCUCAUCAUGGUGUAUGCCUGUAAAACGUCCUGUGCCAAAAGCAUUAUUGGCGUGGUUCCCUACUUCCCAUACAGCAAGCAGUGCAAGAUGAGGAAAAGGGGCUCCAUUGUCUCUAAGCUUCUGGCUUCGAUGAUGUGCAAGGCGGGUCUGACUCACCUCAUCACCAUGGAUUUGCAUCAAAAAGAAAUCCAGGGCUUCUUCAAUGUCCCGGUUGACAACCUGAGAGCAUCUCCAUUUUUGCUACAGUACAUUCAAGAAGAGAUUCCAGACUAUAGAAAUGCUGUGAUCGUUGCCAAAUCUCCUGCAUCUGCAAAGAGGGCUCAGUCGUUUGCAGAGCGCUUGAGACUGGGGAUCGCGGUGAUACACGGGGAGGCUCAAGAUGCAGAGUCCGACCUGGUGGACGGCCGCCAUUCGCCCCCGAUGGCUAAAAGUGCAGCUGCCAUUCACCCUAGUUUAGAGAUACCCAUGUUGAUUCCAAAAGAGAAACCUCCCAUCACAGUUGUCGGAGAUGUGGGCGGAAGGAUAGCCAUCAUCGUGGAUGACAUAAUAGACGACGUAGACAGCUUCCUGGCUGCUGCUGAGACGCUCAAAGAGAGAGGCGCCUACAAGAUUUUUGUCAUGGCCACCCACGGGCUCCUUUCCUCGGAUGCCCCCCGGUUGAUAGAGGAAUCUGCAAUCGACGAGGUUGUGGUCACCAACACAAUUCCUCACGAGAUCCAAAAGCUCCAGUGCCCCAAAAUUAAGACUGUGGACAUCAGCAUGAUCCUUUCGGAGGCCAUCCGCAGAAUCCACAACGGGGAGUCCAUGUCGUACCUUUUCAGGAAUAUAGGCCUGGAUGACUGACUGGUUCCUUGGAAGGCUUGAAGGAGGAGGAGAAGGGGGGAAAAUAUUUUCAGGGGCCAAACUGGACAUCUGCACAGAAAACCGAGCUGUGAAGCAUCGUGGCUUAAACUUCGUCCUUCAGUGGAACCUACUUUGUUUAGUUGCUUUCCUUCCCCAUGGUUUAAAUUUAGUAGAUAAAAUUUCCAGAACUCACCCCCCCCUUUUUUUGCAAAAAGACUUUUACCAAAAAAAGAGAGAACAAAAAUCUAGUCUGUUAGGUUUAGCUGCACCGUUGGUUAAGGACACUGUCCUUUUUGAGAAGUUCUUGAGCCUCCUUGAAAUGCAUUGGGGUGUGUGCAGGAGAGCACCCUGGGUCUCUUGAGGGUUUGGGUGACCGGGGGCCCAGCUGCGUUGUUUUGAAAGAGAAGCCCUUUCUCCCUGGGCAAUGAUUCCCCAGGCGUGGGAUUCUCCUGGUGAGAGACCCGCAGGGCCUGUUCCCAUAGAACAGGUUAUCCUGAGCCUCGUCUGCCUGUAAGCGAAAAAUGUAGCCUUGUGCCCUGUGGGAGUCAGAGGACAAGGAAAUGGCAAUCGUGGGCCGGAACAACAGCAUGUUCAGUCUCCUGGUCAUUUCAAUGAGGUUCACGCAGGAGAACUUCCUGGGAGAUGGAGCUCUAAGGGUACAAAUGCACACACACACACACACAAUCUUGGAGAGAAGGGUCACGACUCCUACUGUUCACAUUCCUUUCCUCUCCAAAUCAGCUUGCUUGCAAGUGCUUUGAAGGGUUAAUUACAUACAAUUCUUUUUAUCCUUUUCUUUUUCUUUUUUAAAAAAGCUACUGCAUCUGACAAGCCAAAAAAAAAAAAAGUUGUACUAUUGUACGCAGUUCAGUGACAUUUUUUGUAGAAGUGCUUUUAUAGGAAAAGCAUAUGGAGUAUGCACUGGUAUUUAUUUUCUGCAAUGAGAAGAAUAAAUGACUUUGUUUUUGUGUGAGCUUCUUAGGAAAUAUUUGUUUGGCGGUUUGCACUUUUUAUCAGCGGAACAAUAUGUGCGUGCCAGUAGCUUCCAGCGUUCCUUCAGUCUCCCCCUCUCCAAAAAAGCUUGUUUCGACGUUUUUGCAAGGCUUUUCCCACCUUGCAAAAGGGCAGCAGUGGGCUUUAUCUCACCUUUUUGGAAUCUUUUUAGCCUUGCUUGCAAACUUCCAUUCCCACACCUCCUAAAAUGCUGUUCAGCUGGGCACUCUGCAGAAACAAACCUUAAACUAGCUCACACAUGAGCGACAUGGACGUGCGAAAUCCCCACCUUGAGAGUGUCAGGUUGGAAUUUGAUAUCUUCAGCUGUCCCUGCGUUGAAUGCAGAACAGGCUUCAAGAACAGCGUUCCAGGGUUAGGCUUUAACGGAAGUUGCUCAUUAAACAAUGCCGCUAGCUAACGAAAAGGCUGACACAUUAACAAAAAAGUGUCAAUGUUUAGGAGGAAGGGCGGACAAGUUGGCCUGUGAGGGGACAGACAUCUGAAGGGAGAAUUGCUUAAAAAUGUCAAGGUGCAAGUUCUGCCCAGCAGGGACCAAGGGGGCGGGGAUGGGAAGAAACUUGAUUCAGUUAACAUUUAAAGGCAAAACCCAACUAAUUCAGUUUUUCUAAAAAUAUUCAAGAACUGAAACAUACCAGCUAUCCUUCAACAUUUUCCCUUCUCUGAAUUUUGCAGCGCAGUUCACCAGUCAAAACUGAAUUGAAUUUAUUACGGUCCCAGGCCAGACUCGCAUACCGUACUAAACAAAUCAGAAACACAAUAAAAUUGGGUUUAAGUUUACAAUCAAUAUAACGAUCAAUACAGUUUUGGCAGCAGUUAAAAUAUGGUUUAAGUCUUAAUCUCUACAAUAUUAUCUAUAAUUUGCUUCUAAGGCCUUAGUCUUUAUAAUAGCACAGCUCGUUCCCUAAGUUUUAUGGCAACCGUGCAAAAUUUGGCCACCUUUAACAUCAUCUCCGGAUCCUUGACCAACCAAAAGGUGCUUAAAAACCCACACAUUCAUGAAUGUAUCCUACAAAAAUGCUAUAUAUCAUGGGAAACUGCUUUGUGUGCAUCUGGGGAAAUAGCAUGCCAAAAUGCAUAUUAGGAGAAAUUUGACCUAGAACGUUGAUGAGUUUCAUGAGGGCUUUUUUUUUUUUUAAGUCACAGAUGUGUUUAAGACUGAGCUUAAGAUUGGACAAAUGAGAAACUGAAACUGAAAACAACAAGAUCCACCCAUCCCUGGUCAGUCAUGGAUGGGUCAAAUACCUUUAGCUGAAUAGUCCUGUUGGUUUGUCUGUGGCUGUGCCCUUAGGUAAAGGUAAAGGGACCCCUGACCAUUAGGUCCAGUCACGAAUGA
This is a messenger RNA of Zootoca vivipara (common lizard), 4103 nucleotides long. RefSeq names its product phosphoribosyl pyrophosphate synthetase associated protein 2 (gene PRPSAP2). NCBI's taxonomy places the organism in Eukaryota, Metazoa, Chordata, Lepidosauria, Squamata, Lacertidae. The record is from RefSeq and is a predicted model, not a curated record. Gene Ontology annotation, molecular function: magnesium ion binding; ribose phosphate diphosphokinase activity; ATP binding. Gene Ontology annotation, cellular component: ribose phosphate diphosphokinase complex; cytoplasm. Gene Ontology annotation, biological process: 5-phosphoribose 1-diphosphate biosynthetic process; purine nucleotide biosynthetic process.